CCGCUCUCUUUCUUUGUCGCUUGCUCGCUGUGAAUGAACGGAACGUUUUCUGGUGCGCGAGAAACCAUGCCAUAGAAGCUGGGCGGCCAGAUUUUUAUUGUCGGGAUUAUCGAUGAGUAAUCAAGAAGUACUAGUGAUUGGUUGCUGUUGAUUUGUUAUGUGUUUAUAUUCUAAAUUCUUAUGACAAACCGGCUGAUUGACACAACAUCUACCCCCAGAGAGGAAAACUGCAUUAUAUAAAUUGGUUAAUAUAGCUACCAGAAAGAGAAACCAUAACAGAAGCAAAGGACCAACAACACAGAGUAAAUACUGAUUCGCCGGUACUCAGCGGAAGUGUAGGGGGAGGAUAAAAUAAAAAAUUAAAGCGAUAUAAAAUUAUAGAAGGACCACGGAAGGAAUUUUGUUGCGACAGCCAGUGGAAAACUUGGAUAAAGGAAAGUGGACGAGAGAAAGCGAAGAAAUAGGGGAGAGAGGUCUCAGGUUGGCAGUUGUUGGUGCUCCGCCAUGCAACAUGAGUAACGACAGUAACGGAGGUUGGGGGCUUCAGCCCCUCUGGAACUUCAAUGAGACAUGGCUGUGUGGAUCGAUACUGGAUUCUGCGUUGCAACUGGCAGGCUUCCAACUCUUCAGAGAGGAUCGCAACACAGCACUGUUCUCCUGAUCUGGAAUUUAUUCAUAAACUGUGAACCUUUCUACUCCCUCCAUGAGUUUGUUUCAUUCGUUCUCGUUGGUGUUUACAUUCCACCAAAGGCCAAUGUGCAGGAUGCACAGCGCAUUCUCAGAUACUGUGUAUGGAGGGGACAAACCUGGACUCCUUAGUUACUGUCCUCUGUGACUUUAACAAGGGAAACCACAGCCAACUCCCCAAAUACAGAAUACCAGAGUAGAGAAUAUUCUGGAUCAUUGUAAGCAGUAAGCAGUGCCUAUCACGCCACUGCACUGGGACACUGUGACCAUCUCAUGGUCCACAUGAUUCCUACAUACAGGCAGAAAUUAAAGCUCUGUAAACCUGUUGUGAGGACAUCAAAGCAGUGGACCAGUGGAGCUAUGGAGGACCUUUGGGCAUGCUUGGACUGCACUGACUGGGAUGUUUUCAGGGCUGCUACCAACAGUCUGGAUGAGUUCACAGAGGCAGUGACAUCAUACAUCAGUUUCUGUGAGGACUGCUGUAUACCAUCAUGCACCAUGGGGGUCUUCGGUCAACCAAUCAGCUGACCUGCUCUCUAACACCUCAUGCAAUGUGUCCACCAAUGAUUCAACAUACUGCUCUCCUGCAGACGAUGGAGUGGGGGCAGGGAGUCCAUAUAAAGCUCUGGAGAUGGUUUUUAUUGCCUUGGUUACAGGAUCUCUGAGCUUUGUGACUGUCACAGGAAAUAUUUUAGUCAUGUUGUCCAUCAAAGUAAACCGCCACCUACAAACUGUCAAUAACUAUUUCUUAUUUUCAUUAGCAUGUGCUGACUUGAUCAUUGGUGUUUUCAGCAUGAAUUUGUACACAGUCUACAUCAUUGUUGGCUACUGGCCGCUCGGGCCGGUAGUCUGUGACCUGUGGCUAGCUUUAGAUUAUGUUGUCUCAAACGCCUCAGUGAUGAAUUUAUUGAUCAUCAGCUUCGAUCGCUAUUUCUGCGUGACCAAACCCCUAACGUAUCCAACAAGAAGGACAACUAAGAUGGCAGGGUUAAUGAUCGCAGCAGCAUGGAUCCUGUCGUUCAUCUUGUGGGCUCCUGCCAUCUUGUUCUGGCAGUUCAUCGUUGGACAGCGAACAGUGCCACCUGGAGAGUGUUAUAUUCAGUUCCUUUCUAACCCUGCAGUGACGUUUGGGACAGCUAUAGCAGCAUUCUAUCUUCCUGUCAUUAUUAUGACAGUCCUGUACAUCCACAUCUCCCUGGCCUCCAGGAGCAGGGUCUCCAAACACAAACCAGAGAAGAAAGAGAGGAAAGGAAUAAAAACUCCCAGCUUGAUGAACAGUCACCUGUUAAAGCAGAACAAUAACAAUGAGACAAGUCCUCAAGCCAGUCCACGCUCUACCCCCAAACUCAGUCUGGAUUCAACUACCACUGCUUUGGAGGCUGUGAAGAAUGGCAGAGUGGAGGAACCAAAAUCAGUUCAGCGACAGCCUCCAGCACAGCCCAGUCCAGGACUCACACAGGAGGAAAAAGAGAGCUCCAACGAUUCAUCCACAGCUUUUAUUCCCCCUACAGAACCAAAGGACAGCACCAACAACAAGGGGAUAACUGAGGCUGCAACAAAUCCCAACCUAAUUGCCAUGACGACAGAAAUUCCUGCUGAGCCCAAGAUCAACCCCACCUCGAGGUGGUCCAAGAUAAAGAUUGUAACGAAGCAGGCCGGGGACGAAUGCAUCACAGCUAUAGAGAUUGUCCCACCUGUAGAGGGAGCCGAGAGGCAUUCAAUCCCAAUCAGCCGUCCUAGGACUGUGGCAAGAAAGUUUGCAAGCAUUGCUAGAAGCCAAGUGAAGAGGAAAAGACAGAUGGCUGCUAGAGAAAAGAAAGUGACCAAGACUAUCUUUGCCAUCCUGCUGGCUUUCAUCAUCACAUGGACACCGUAUAACGUCAUGGUGUUGAUUUCAACCUUCUGUCAGUCCUGUGUCCCUGACACUGUGUGGGCUAUUGGCUACUGGUUGUGUUAUGUCAACUCUACUAUCAACCCAGCUUGUUACGCACUGUGCAACGCCACAUUCAAAAAGACAUUUAAAAACCUGCUGCUGUGCCAGUAUAAAAACAUAGGUACAAGAUGAGAUGGAAGGAGAAGAGUGAGGGUGGGAUUGAUGGGGAAGGGGUAAACCAUUGCAAGUUCUUGGGGGACAGAGGAAGGGACAGAGUAAAUAUUGUUGAAAGGUGAGUGACAGAGGGCUGAAGGAGCUGGAGAAGAGAAAUGGAUGGUAUAAUUUAGUAGAAGGGUUUCUUUUAAAGAGAAGAGACAUCUGCAGGGGAUGAGUAUCCGUGGUUUAUUUUGCAAAUGAAUGCCAGUCAUCCCUAUUGUUAUAUAUAGACUCAGAGCGAAAUGUGAGUGUAAGCCAGGGAUUUCUUAAAUUGCCCAGCUUCCCCUAAGAUGGAACAAAUCACAUAUUAAGUGAAUGAAUGGAUGUAGUGAUACAGUUGAAGACACUGUAAAGGUAUUUUCAGACGGUAAGCGACACUCCGCCUGCGUACCCAUUUGGAUCUGCGGCGUCUCACUGCGCUCCUCAUGUGAAUAGACAGACUGACAAACAUUGCUGUUGAAUUUUUCAAAUGUAUUUUUUUUUGGUGAUUUGAGCACCGACAGCUGAGUGUCAUAUAGUGCCAUUUAAAUUUAAAAAAUGCAGACAUCCAUACGGCCCAUAUCUCCAAAACUUGGCAACUCACAACCAAAAAAUCUAGAUGGAUAAAAAGCACUACAGGUAAAGUGAAAAAUAUGUACUUUUGAUUUCUGGGCGAACUGUCCCUUUAGCAUUGACUGAGAAAGCAUUAUAAAGCCAGACAUUUUGUCUCUUUGCCAUCCUUCUGGUUUUCAUCAUCACAUGGAUGAAUGCCAUUCAUCCCUAUAUAUAAAU
Siniperca chuatsi (mandarin fish) is the source of this 3547-nucleotide messenger RNA. It is a transcript of the gene chrm4a, whose product is annotated as cholinergic receptor, muscarinic 4a. Gene Ontology annotation, cellular component: plasma membrane; synapse; dendrite. Gene Ontology annotation, biological process: adenylate cyclase-activating adrenergic receptor signaling pathway; G protein-coupled receptor signaling pathway, coupled to cyclic nucleotide second messenger; adenylate cyclase-inhibiting G protein-coupled acetylcholine receptor signaling pathway. The record is from RefSeq and is a predicted model, not a curated record. Gene Ontology annotation, molecular function: G protein-coupled acetylcholine receptor activity; G protein-coupled serotonin receptor activity. The transcript has 8 exons. NCBI's taxonomy places the organism in Eukaryota, Metazoa, Chordata, Actinopteri, Centrarchiformes, Sinipercidae. Bases 1319 to 2752 code for a protein of 477 amino acids.